AUGAAUAUUUUUUCAUAGAAACCAAGGGGAAGUGUGUUUGUUUGAUUUGCAAUGAGAGUGUUGCCGUGAUGAAAGCAUUCCGUGCGAAGCUCCGUCUCUUCGAGUCACAACUGCGCAACUUCAAUGUAGCGCACUUCCCCACGCUGACCGAAAUCAAAUGCGCAUUUCCAAAUGCCAAGCUCUCUGCAAAAAUGGGAGAAUAUGUGUCUGUGAUCACAUCUCUCAUGACAGAAUUCAGUCAGCGCUUCCAAGAUUUUUCUGUCAUUGAGAAGGAAAUCACACUGUUUGCGGCUCCGUUUUCAAUGGAUGCAGAAGAAGUGGAGGAGAGUCUGCAAUUAGAACUGAUCGAAGUUCAGUGUGAUGAUUCUCUGAAGAAUCAGCAUCAGCUUCUCUCCCUACCUGACUUCUACCGGAGCUUGGAAAAGGCCAAGUUUCCUCUGAUGAGACGCCACGCAAAACGAAUGAUGAGUCUGUUGGGCUCAACAUACAUCUGUGAGCAGACAUUCUCUCUGUUAACGCUGAACAAAAGCAGACUGAGAACCAGAACGACCGACAGCCAUCGGUCCGUGACAUCCUUCGCAUCUCAACCACCAAACUUACUCCUGACCUGCCAGCUAUCCUUCAGACCAAAGCGCAGCAUCACUGCUCCCACUGAGCGCAACAUUCUUCCCAUUACAGGACAAUGACGGGGGAUCAGCACCCUAAGAACCAAUCUGAGGCUGUCACUGAGAGAAUGACCUGCCAACCUUUUUGUAAAAAAUAAAAUGAAAAUCUACUAAUGGAGAGCUAUGAUGGAGGCUUUUUUUCUUCAAACAUGUUCAAUUAUCAAACGUAAUUUACCUGCAUUUGAUUGAUUUUGCCAAUA
Hippoglossus stenolepis (Pacific halibut) is the source of this 865-nucleotide messenger RNA. RefSeq names its product general transcription factor II-I repeat domain-containing protein 2-like. The transcript is spliced from 2 exons. The record is from RefSeq and is a predicted model, not a curated record. Bases 69 to 686 code for a protein of 205 amino acids. Lineage: Eukaryota; Metazoa; Chordata; Actinopteri; Pleuronectiformes; Pleuronectidae.